Molecule: messenger RNA, 1077 nt
Organism: Schistocerca nitens (vagrant locust)
Lineage: Eukaryota; Metazoa; Arthropoda; Insecta; Orthoptera; Acrididae
Product: germ cell nuclear acidic protein-like
Exons: 3
Coding region: 1-1077 (358 amino acids)
Biological process (GO): ossification; cell adhesion
Source: RefSeq, a predicted model, not a curated record
AUGAAGAAGAGGCGUGUGGGUCGCAGCGGCGGGGGCGGCGCCGCCUCCGGAGGCUUCGGCGGCGGCCUCAAGACGGCCCUGCUGUUCACCGGGGCGCUCUGGGGCCUGCUGUCCGGCGGCGCUGGAGGCGGCGGCGGGAGGCUGGAGUCGGUCGUGGAAGGGUGUGGGGCGGAGGAAACUGCGGCCGCGACUCGCGUUAAUGAAGUUAGCGGCGAGGCGUCGCGCCGUGGCGUCGCGGCGCGGCAAGGGAAGGCGCAGCUGGCGUCGACCGCCUUCCCCGGCGCCGCGACGGCUGCGCCCGCCAAGUGCUCGCAGUCUCGGCUUCCGCGUUACGUCAGCAAGGGGGUCGGCGGCGGCGGUGAGAGUGAGAGUUCCGACGAGAGUGAGAGUUCCGACGAGAGUGAGAGUUCCGACGAGAGUGAGAGUUCCGACGAGAGUGAGAGUUCCGACGAGAGUGAGAGUUCCGACGAGAGUGAGAGUUCCGACGAGAGUGAGAGUUCCGACGAGAGUGAGAGUUCCGACGAGAGUGAGAGUUCCGACGAGAGUGAGAGUUCCGACGAGAGUGAGAGUUCCGACGAGAGUGAGAGUUCCGACGAGAGUGAGAGUUCCGACGAGAGUGAGAGUUCCGACGAGAGUGAGAGUUCCGACGAGAGUGAGAGUUCCGACGAGAGUGAGAGUUCCGACGAGAGUGAGAGUUCCGACGAGAGUGAGAGUUCCGACGAGAGUGAGAGUUCCGACGAGAGUGAGAGUUCCGACGAGAGUGAGAGUUCCGACGAGAGUGAGAGUUCCGACGAGAGUGAGAGUUCCGACGAGAGUGAGAGUUCCGACGAGAGUGAGAGUUCCGACGAGAGUGAGAGUUCCGACGAGAGUGAGAGUUCCGACGAGAGUGAGAGUUCCGACGAGAGUGAGAGUUCCGACGAGAGUGAGAGUUCCGACGAGAGUGAGAGUUCCGACGAGAGUGAGAGUUCCGACGAGAGUGAGAGUUCCGACGAGAGUGAGAGUUCCGACGAGAGUGAGAGUUCCGACGAGAGUGAGAGUUCCGACGAGAGUGAGAGUUUGCAUGUAUGUAUAAUAUAG